AUUUAACCGACCUAUACAAAAUUGACGAAUGGUUUCCGUUAAUGUUUGUAGUCUACACCAAUCCCAUAUCUGAACCUGGACGAACCCUUCAGAAAUAACCUCCUCUCUUAUCCUCUACCAAUCAGUUCUCCAGUGUUAGCAGCAAACCUAAGAUCAUUGGUCAACCUUUUAAUUUCUAAUUUACUGUUUAAAAACACUAUCAGGUAUCAAUAUUCGAUCUGAUUCUGAAUCCUGUAAUUUUCAGACUCUCUCCAGACAAAUGCUAUUAUUCCCAAUUGAUUUUAUUGGAGCAUCAUCGUUCAGUGCAGUGGCACUCAAAGAGGACAAUACUUUAGGGAUAUUAUUACGAAUCAUCAACAGGUUCAAUUUGUGAUAAAUAAAGUGCUGCGUCCCAUUGUUAACAUGAAAACUAAGGAGGAUAAUCUUCCUGCAGUGCAAUCAGUUGUCAAAGAUGGAUCAUUCGUUCAGAUAAAGGUGCUGUUCUUCGCCAAAGCUCGAGAUAUAACAGGGUUGACCGAGUUAUCAAUGGAGGUUUCAUCUGGUAGCACUACUCAAGAUUGUCUGAACAAGCUUGUUGCAAAGUUUCCUAACUUGGACGAGAUUCGUCAGUGCAUUGUUCUUGCUCUCAAUGAAGAAUACACAACCGAGUCAGCUGUUGUGAAAGACAAAGAUGAAUUGGCCAUUAUUCCUCCUAUAAGUGGCGGGUAAGCAUUUUCUGUUUCAUAUUUCUUAAAGGCACUCAAAGAAUAAAGCACAAGCUUCAUCUGUAUAAUGUUUGUUGGAGCACUCGAAUUUGCAAUAUUUGAGUCGUUAAUGUUAAUGUUGCAUGGUACUGCAUUCUAUGUUACUCAAAAUUUCAUUUUCAUAAAAGAAAUUAUGUUCGACAUUUGUGUCUUACACUUAUGUUACUUGAAUUCAAGUGGGAGUGUUAGGUAUGGUUAUGUGCCUGGCUCUAGUAUGUCGUAAUAUGCAUUAGACACUAGUGUUGGGCACAAAUGCUUAGAGAAAAAUGAAAAGUUGGACUAAUAUACUCCGACAUAAACUCUAACAUGGAUAUGGUAGUAUCAUCUUCUAAAAUAUUUAGGAAAAAGUAAGAAUACUCGUGUCGGACAUAUGCUUGUAUCUAGCAUUUACUGCCAAUUUGGGUAACAUAGAUUGCACUUUGUUCGUUCAGAGGAUGAGGUUGGUGUUGUAAGUUCAAGUUGUGGAAAAUACAGUAGUCAUUUAUGUUAUAGAAUCAUCUCUCAUUGAACAUAAUGUUUAAUGGAGCACCUAAAUUUGCAACAUUUUGAGUCAUUUAUGUUAAUGUUUCUAUGCUACCGCAAUUUAUAUUACUCAGAUUUUCAUUUUUAUUAUA
Messenger RNA from Gossypium raimondii (Peruvian cotton), 1357 nucleotides. RefSeq names its product molybdopterin synthase sulfur carrier subunit. The record is from RefSeq and is a predicted model, not a curated record. The coding region runs from base 403 to 708 and encodes 101 amino acids. The transcript is spliced from 3 exons. Gene Ontology annotation, biological process: Mo-molybdopterin cofactor biosynthetic process. Gene Ontology annotation, cellular component: cytosol. NCBI's taxonomy places the organism in Eukaryota, Viridiplantae, Streptophyta, Magnoliopsida, Malvales, Malvaceae.